This is a messenger RNA of Pseudoliparis swirei, 2238 nucleotides long. It is a transcript of the gene isg20, whose product is annotated as interferon stimulated exonuclease gene. Gene Ontology annotation, molecular function: 3'-5'-RNA exonuclease activity; nucleic acid binding. The record is from RefSeq and is a predicted model, not a curated record. Gene Ontology annotation, cellular component: nucleus. Lineage: Eukaryota; Metazoa; Chordata; Actinopteri; Perciformes; Liparidae.
CAUCUUUACGAAGGUUUUCUUAUAGUUAGCCGGUUUUCCAGAACCGAACACCAGACUUUAUGAUGACAUAAUGCCGGUUAAAGUUGUCCGUGGCUGCUGACGAAGUGUAACACUACGAGCAGUCCGACCUCCCGCUUUCUACGAAGCCAUUAGGGCGAAAUGACGUUGAAUUCGGCUUUUAAAUACAUUUCACCUGACACGUGCGUGUUACAUAAGUAAUUGUUGUUUUUAUAACGGUGUUUUGGUCGCGUGGUUUAUCGCUGCCACGCGUCACGGCCUCGCCGACUGGUCACGUUAUUGUGCGAACCAGAUUUGGGUUUUUUUGUACACGUGCGCGUGUUCCACGUAUGACAUACGUCAUAAUACAUAAAUAUAUAUUUGUUAGCUUCACCAGCGAUGAUCCACGUUAAAUAAUCGACGUUUAACGAGUCGGGUGUUAAACUGACUGCAUUGUAAAUGUCAUUUGCUGAUAUAACAAUCAUAACAAUUCUCUCGUGACAUUACACACAUUAUUUUGUAUUAACUUUCUUAGCUUCAGAAUUGGCCUGUUGUAAUGUGUUGUUCUUAAUCUAAAUAGGUGAUACACUUCAUAUUAGGGCUUCGUAGUGAAGCUUCCAGACACCUGACCUUUCCUCUAACAGCACCAUGAGAUGACUUUGAGGCCCGUUUCAUUCGUCGAGGAUGGCAGAGCCGCCAAAUAGGACCAAAGCCGCCUCGUGGGGGCUUUUCGGCAACUACCAACCCGCGCCGCUUCACGCCAUGGAGGACGCAAAGACACGGCAGCACAACGUGACGGUCGCCAACGCGAAGAGGAAAACGACCGACGACCACAACGAGCUUCUGGGUGCAAACCAACUGGUCAAAAAAGCCAAGUGUGGCGACGCGAGCCCGGACGGCCGAAGAUCUCCGAACUCUGACGACGAGAUCGCCGAUGUUUCCAAACCCGGACUCGCCGAGCCCUUGAGUUUAGUCUCGGCCCUGAGAGACAGCUGGGAGAUGGACAGCGGUUUCUCCUCCGAGGCGAGUCCCCCGGUCAGCGGGCGGAGCUCGCCGUACCUCAACUCGUGCCCGACCGCGGUCGUGGCGUUGGACUGCGAGAUGGUCGGCACGGGGCCCGGCGGGCGCCGCAGCGAGCUGGCCCGCUGCAGCGUCCUGGGUUACCACGGCAACGUGCUGUACGACAAAUACGUCCGACCGUGUCGACCCGUCACCGACUACAGGACCCGGUGGAGCGGCAUCCAGAGGCAUCACCUGCGGGACGCCAUCCCCUUCGCUCAGGCCCGGCAGGAGGUCCUCUGUCUACUGCAGGGCAAAGUGGUCGUCGGCCACUCCAUCUACAACGACUUUGAGGUGUUGGACGUGCUCCACCCGGGUCACAUGGUCAGGGACACGUGCACGACGCACCUCCUCAGCCGCCUGGCCGGCUUCCCCAGCGAACGCUGCACCUCCCUCAAAAUCUUGGCCGUCCGGCUGCUGAACAGGAAGAUACAGGUGGGGCGGAGGGGUCACUGUUCGGUGGAGGACGCCCUGGCCUCCCUCGACCUCUACAAGCUGGUGGAGGGCGAGUGGGAGAGGGAGCGCCUGCUGAGGGGCGGCAGCGUGGCGCAGAGCGUCGCCGCCUCAAACCACUACAUGCAGGACCAGUACUGGCCGGAUGAUGUCAUCCCUCACAGCCAAUGAGAGCAGAGUGUUCAAAACGCUCGCGCAACGGAUCACGUGGUUAUUUACAGCCGUCGGAGCGACUUCAGAUUACUAAUAAAUUGUGUAAAUUCUGACGAGAUGACAUAACUUUAUUGCCUGAAAAUGCUAACUUAUUACUCUUAAACAUGUUAGACAUGAUUGAAUUUCCUAACGACGAUACUUCUUACAUGACGUGUUCCUGCACAGACUUGUCGUCGGUGCUCGUCUCGUGAAUAUUUCGGGGCUCUUACUUAAAGUGACUUGUUGUUGUUGUUGUUGACGGGACACGGAGCUGAUCUCGAGCCACCGAAACUAUUUUGGAAAACUGCUUUUUAUUUAUUUUUUUUAAAUGCGGCUGUGAUCUCACACGUUUUUAAGAUGUUUUUUUCAGCGUCUCCAAGGCAACAGGGAAACGCCUUUUUAAGAAGUGGUCAAAGCUGCCUCCAUGUGGCCUUUUAGAGUAGCCGGUGUGGAUCUUGGUGUUUGGUGUUACCUGUCGGCUGCUCUUCUUAAAUGUCCGAAUAAAAACCCAAAAAAGGGAAUCUGGUUCAAAUGAAA